AGGUAGCGGGCGGAGGAGGUGGGCAGAGGCCGACAGGAGGUCAGCGGAGGCCGAGGGGAGGUUGGCGCGCACAGCGGGAUGUGCAGCGGGACGUUGGGAGGAGGCGGACGCGAUGUGAGCGGAGGGCAAGGGGAGAUGGGAGAUCCCAAUGGUGGAAGGGAGGGUUGGCGCGCACAGCGGUAUGUGCAGCGGGAUGGCGGGAGGAGGCGGACGCGAGGUGGGGAGGUGGGCAUAGGCGGACAGGAGGUCAGCGCAGGCCGAGGGGAGGUUGGCGCGCAGAGCGGGAUGUGCAGCGGGAUGUUGGGAGGAGGCGGGCGCAAGGUGGGCGGAGGGCAAAGAGAGAUGGAGAUCCCAAUGGCGGAAGGGAGGGUUGGCGCGCACAGCGGGAUGUGCAGCGGGAUGGCGGGAGGAGGCGGAUGCGACGUGGGGGGAAGGCAAGGGGAGAUGGGAGAUCCCAAUGGCGGAAGGGAGCGGGAUGGCGGAUGUGCGGGCAGAGGAACGGAGCCCAAAGCGGAGGUGAGCGGAGGCGGAGGAGAAGUGGCGGAGGCCGAGCGGAAAGAGAGAGAGGACAUGGCCAGAGGAUGCGGAUGGGAGGUGGGCGGAGGCGGAGGCGAGAUUGGCGAUCCCAAUGGCGGGAGGGAGGUGGGCAGAGGCGGACAGAAGGUCGGCGCUGGCCGAGGGGAGAGGGAUGGCGGAUGUGCGGGCAGCGGAACGGAGGCGGAGAGGAGAUGGCGGGAGGCGUACGGGAGGUGGCAGAGGUGGAGAGGAGAUGGCGGGAGGAGGCGGACGGGAGGUGGCGGAGGUGGAGAGGAGAUGGCGGGAGGAGCCGGGCGGGAGGAGGUGGACGGGAGGUGGCAGAGGCGGAGAGGAGAUGGUGGGAGGAGAUAACCGGAGGAGGCGGACGAGACGUGGCGGCGGCGGAGGAGAGGAGAUGGCGGGGGGAGGCCGACGGAGGUGGGCGGAGACGGAUGGGAGGUGGUCCGAGGUGGGCGAACGUGGGUGGAGGCCGAGCGGAGGUGGGCGGGGGCCGAGCGGAGGUGGGUGGAGGCCGAACGGAGGUGGGCGGAGGCCGAGGCCAGAGGCGA
Chara braunii is the source of this 1085-nucleotide messenger RNA. NCBI's taxonomy places the organism in Eukaryota, Viridiplantae, Streptophyta, Charophyceae, Charales, Characeae. The record is from the annotation of a GenBank genome assembly.